AUGAAACCUAAGAUAAAGUAAAUAAAGAGGAACAUAAUUGAAAGCAAUAAUAGAAAUAAUAUAUAAGUAUAUAAAUUAAUUAUGAGGUUCCUUUUUUUAAUUAAUGUCCUAAUAUGGAUGGAGAAUAUGGUAAUGAGAAUAGAAUGAAAAAAGUUGUUGCAUAUUUGUAUUUAAGAGAAAACUGUUCUGAUAUUAAAUAAUGUAGAUCUUUCAGUCAGAAAAGAAUAAUUAGGUAUGGUUAAUCAGAAGAAGCAAUAAAUUAGAAGUAUGUUAAAGUCCAUUCUAAAAAAUCGGAUAUAAUAGGAAAUAAAAAAAAAGAAGUAACACAUUAAGAUUGGAAAGGAAGUUUGGAAGAUCUAAAAAUUGAUUAACUUUAUGAAAACUAAUUAGAUAAGCAUUUUAAAACAAAGGAAUUAUAAUUUGAUUAUUAAGAUAAAAUAGAAUUCAUGAAUUAAUAUAUAUAAGAAAUAAAUGAAAUGCAUGCAAGUUAAAAUAAAAUAGAAUCAAUCAAAAGUAUAAGAGCAUUACAUAAGUAAAAUAGAAAUGACCUUAAAUCAUAUGUAAAAUAUAAAGGAUAAAGAUUUUUUGAAAUAUUACCUCUUUUAAAAAAAAGAAAUUCAACUGUAAUUGAAGAAUUAAAAUGUUUUAAGCCUAUUUGCAAUUUAGAAUUAAAAUAAAAAGAGAAAUACUCAGAUGAAUUAUUUAAACAUUUAAACAAAAAACAAGAUUUUAAAUAAGAUAAUGAUUAAAAAUAAUCUAAUAUUGAUUAUUAGGAUUUGCUUAAACGCUCACCAACUUUAAGAAGAACUUUUAGUCAAUAAGAUGUUUUAAUAUCAGAAGCUACAAAUUUCAAUAAAAAUAAUUAUUUGUUUGAGAUUAAGAAUACAAAUGAAUAAGAAGAAUAAAUUAAAGCUUAUACUAUAAGUAAUGAAGAAGUUAAAGAUAAGUCGAAUUUCUAAUAAGAUCUUAAAUAAUAUGUUUCUAAACAUCUUAAUACAAGUGGUUCUGGUGAAAUUUCUGCAUUUAAUAUUUCAUAAAUGUAGUAGGUAAUAAUUUAUUAAAUAUGAGAGUUAAUUAAAUGAGAAAUUAAAGGAAUUAAAAAGGAUGAAUAAAAAGCUUAAAUUCAAUACGUUUAGAACGCAUACUGAAUCACCAAAAAUAAAGAAUUCUGUAUUUUAGACAACAGCUACAUCUUAUUAAUUUAAAUUUUGA
Paramecium sonneborni is the source of this 1212-nucleotide messenger RNA. Lineage: Eukaryota; Ciliophora; Oligohymenophorea; Peniculida; Parameciidae. The record is from the annotation of a GenBank genome assembly.